CAUGCAGUGUGUGUUGUGUGAUGUGCCAGGGGUUUGCGCGUAGUUCGUUUUGAUGAUCGUUUAAGUGCGUUACUCAAACGUUACAUUCAUCGUUCGCAGACGACUUAAUCAUCUUUGAAAUCCACUGCAUCUGACCCUUCAACAUGUCGUUAUUAACGAAACCAAAGAGCGAGAUGACAUCAGAGGAGCUCGCUAAGCGAGAAGAAGAAGAGUUCAAUACAGGACCAUUGUCUGUCCUUACACAGUCCGUCAAGAACAACACACAAGUUUUAAUCAAUUGUCGAAACAACAAGAAACUACUUGGAAGAGUCAAGGCAUUUGAUAGACAUUGCAACAUGGUACUGGAGAAUGUGAAGGAGAUGUGGACAGAAACACCAAAAGCCGGUAAAGGGAAGAAAAAAUCCAAACCUGUCAACAAGGAUCGUUAUAUUUCCAAGAUGUUCCUGCGAGGGGAUAGCGUUAUCCUAGUGUUGAGGAAUCCUCUGGCAACAGCGAAGCAGUGAUGCACAAAGGGAUGAGAAACUGUUGUUAGACAAAUGAACGAUCACGAAAGACUUUUAUGGCAACCAUGGCUCAUGUUUCUGACUUGAAUGGAGUAUGCAAGUUGGAUUUGUGACCUAGUGAAGCAUUGUGUUCUGUGAAUUUGCCAGUCGGCUAUAAUUCACCGGUUUUGCUAUUUUCAUUUUCAUUUCCAACAGUUCUACAGUUAUCUGUAUACUCACUUGUUCAAAAGAAGGGAAUGAACUGCUUUUGCAAAAUAAACAACAGAAAGCUCAGAACUUUUGAGGUCAGGGGAUGUAAGCUGAAGAAGACUUGCUUUUGUAAAUACAUGUACAUUGGAUUUGUACUAGUGUUUAUGUAAAUAAUUGUGUUAAGUAACUGCUUAUGUUUAUUGUUAGUGAGUGUGUCUUAACUCAACUCGUGGUAGACUUAAAGAAAAGGGAUCAUGUAUUUUGUCAGGUCAAGGUUUUCAAUUUGAUAUUGUGUACAAAAGCAAUGAGGAUGUCAGUCACUAAAAAGAGAACCAAAAAAUACAUGAAUUGUAGAAGGUACAAUGCGCUAGACUUGGACUUUUUUAAGUACAGCAGUUUUCUUGCAAAGAAGUCUGCUUGCAUAGAAAAUGCAAGGGGUGCCAAAUGCUAGUAGAAUAACUCGGAACCGGAAUCACUAGGUGAGUUAUGGUCAUUCUUCCAGCUGUAUGUCACACCUAGGUGCAGUUGGUUUUCCAGAUGGUGUAGGAUUUGACAUGGAAGAAAUAAUGGCUUUAUUUUGUUUAUCUUCAUUCUUGCAUCAGGCUUAUAUUUUAGUGUUUCAUACAGUUGUAUUCGAUUGGGUACAAUUCUCAUUACUGUACAUGUAGUGAAUUAUUUUACUUAAUAACUUUUGUUUCAAACUGAAAAUAAUGACCUGGUGAUUGAGAUUAAACUAAAUAAAUUCAA
Molecule: messenger RNA, 1439 nt
Organism: Asterias rubens (European starfish)
Lineage: Eukaryota; Metazoa; Echinodermata; Asteroidea; Forcipulatida; Asteriidae
Product: small nuclear ribonucleoprotein Sm D2
Exons: 3
Coding region: 144-503 (119 amino acids)
Biological process (GO): RNA splicing; spliceosomal snRNP assembly
Cellular component (GO): U5 snRNP; U2 snRNP; precatalytic spliceosome
Molecular function (GO): RNA binding
Source: RefSeq, a predicted model, not a curated record